Molecule: messenger RNA, 2346 nt
Organism: Nanorana parkeri
Lineage: Eukaryota; Metazoa; Chordata; Amphibia; Anura; Dicroglossidae
Gene: SLC1A2
Product: solute carrier family 1 member 2
Exons: 11
Coding region: 360-2078 (572 amino acids)
Biological process (GO): L-glutamate transmembrane transport
Cellular component (GO): plasma membrane
Molecular function (GO): neutral L-amino acid transmembrane transporter activity; glutamate:sodium symporter activity; L-glutamate transmembrane transporter activity
Source: RefSeq, a predicted model, not a curated record
CAGGUCAACACACACAGCUCCUGGAAGAGGAGAAAGCAAAAGAUCAAAGCUAGCCCACGAGUCCACCUCCCCCCCCUCUUUUUUUCCUUUUGCCCCCCCUGGCAUCAGCCAGUAAGAGCUCACUACUUCACCAGGGGUGGCAGUGCAAGCCCUUGAGUCAUUUCAGGUCUGGAUGGUGGAGAGGCAUUGAACUACAGACAGGUGCUCAGCUCCGCCGCUUCCCGUUGCUUGUGUUUUUGGUUGGAACUCUGAGGAUUAUUCCAAGCAUCUUAUGUCACCACUGACAGACUUCCCAAAGAUUUUUUAAAGUGACCCAGUCCCAAGGGCUUGCUGGAGAAAACCGAAGAACCUGCGGCGCCAUGACGACCAAUGAAAGUGCCAACAACACCCCGAAACAGGUGGAAGUGCGCAUGCACGAUAGUCAGCUGACCUCAGAUGAAGUGCGCCCCAGAUCACCAUGUCUGAGGAUGUGUGACAAGCUUCGGAGCAACCUCCUGUUGACCCUUACAGUAUUUGGUGUUAUUAUGGGAGCAGUACUUGGUGGUCUUCUUCGGCUGGCCUCUCCCAUCCACCCCGAUAUUGUCAUGGUGAUAGGCUUUCCAGGAGACAUUCUCAUGAGGAUGCUGAAGAUGUUGAUCCUUCCUUUAAUUAUCUCCAGUUUAAUCACAGGCCUGGCUGGGUUGGAUGCCAAAUCAAGUGGACGCCUCGGAACCAGAGCAAUGGUGUAUUAUAUGUCUACCACCAUUAUCGCUGCUGUGCUGGGAGUAAUUUUGGUCUUGGCUAUUCAUCCUGGAGACCCCAAACUAAAACAGCAGCUUGGGAAGGGCCAAGAAAAUGAUGAGGUGUCCAGCUUAGACGCCUUCUUGGAUCUCAUAAGGAACCUCUUCCCUGACAACUUGGUGCAAGCUUGUUUCCAGCAGACUCAGACAGUGACCAAGAAGGUUAUAGUGGAAAAUCCUAUAGAGGAAGUGGUCAACGCCACAGACUCCUUUUUGGCCGUGAUGAACGACACUUUGAAUGACACUUUGACAACGACGAUAGAGGAAAUCAAAAAGAAGCAGGAAUUCAAAGAUGGGAUGAACGUCCUGGGUGUGAUUGGUUUCUUCAUAGCGUUUGGCAUUGCAAUGGGAAAGAUGGGGGAACAGGCACGGCUGAUGGUUGAUUUCUUCAACAUCCUCAAUGAGAUUGUCAUGAAACUUGUGACUAUGAUAAUGUGGUACUCUCCUCUCGGUAUCGCCUGUCUAAUCUGUGGGAAAAUCGUCGCCAUAAAAGACUUGGAACAGGUCGCCAGGCAGCUGGGAAUGUACAUGGUUACAGUCAUCAUUGGUCUGAUCAUCCAUGGAGCCAUCUUCUUGCCGGCACUGUACUUCGCCAUCACCAGGAAAAGCCCGUUCUCCUUCCUGGCUGGUAUAUUCCAGGCUUGGAUCACCGCCCUCGGUACAGCUUCCAGCGCCGGGACCCUGCCAGUCACUUUCCGCUGUCUCGAGGAGAACCUGGGCAUUGACAAAAGAGUGACGCGAUUCGUGCUUCCUGUUGGGGCCACAAUCAACAUGGAUGGUACAGCUCUGUAUGAGGCGGUGGCGGCCAUCUUUAUUGCUCAGAUGAAUGGAAUUGUGCUGGAUGGUGGACAGAUAGUGACAGUGAGCUUGACAGCGACGUUGGCCAGUGUUGGGGCUGCCAGUAUUCCCAGUGCGGGUCUGGUAACCAUGCUUCUCAUCCUGACGGCUGUAGGAUUGCCCACCCAGGACAUCAGCCUGCUUGUCGCUGUAGACUGGCUAUUAGACCGAAUGAGGACUUCUGUCAAUGUCGUCGGCGACUCUUUCGGCGCCGGCAUAGUUUACCAUCUAUCCAAGAAAGAGCUGGAUGAACUGGAUAAGCAGCACGCACAGCAUGAAAUCGAAAUGACCAAGACUCAGUCCAUUUACGACGACAUGAAAAACCACAGAGAGAACAAUUCCAACCAAUGCAUUUACGCAGCGCACAAUUCCGUGGUAGUCGACGACUGCAAGGUAACACUGGCGAACAACGGCAAAACAGCAGACUUCAACGUUGUUGUGGAGGAGACUAAGGAAGCGUAAGAGUUCGGAAAGCCUACCGCUGCAGCCAUGUCUUCGUGAAGAGAGUCAACCUACAGUAUGACAUGACUGUCUCAUAACCACCAUUACCCCCCCACACAAUAAUAUCUACUGCCACAGCACAGAAAUACCUUUUUUUCGGGCCUCCGUGUUUCGCAAUAUGCAAAAGUGGAAUACCAGACCAACGAUCAAUCCGGGGUGUCGAGAAUGUACGAUUGUGAUGUGUGAGCUCGCACCUCGUUGUAUGGACUCAGGUAACCAAAACAAAAUA